AUGGAGGAAACGAAAGAGCAGUACUGUCAGCCGAAGGUGAGGCUGUUGGCGCUACACCAAUUAACUUCCAUGGGUUUUAACUAUCGUGAAAGGGGGUAUAAGGCAUCAGAAUGUACCAAAGAGAAAUUUCAAACAACAGAUAGACGUGAGCAACCAAAUAAUGGGGUUGCAAACCGUAAUGUGCAUCCUCAUGGCCAGGGUCAACUCUUUGCUGUGCAACCUCCUGAGACGGAGAUAACUACUUUGGGAGGUACUUUCUUUAUUUUAGGAGAGCCUAUUAGUAUUUUAUUUGAUACCGGAGCUACUUAUUAUUUCAUUUAUGCUAAGUUAGUUCUCAUGGUUAAUCUUUUGGUGAAAGGGUGUGAUUUUCCUUUAUGUGUCGCUACUCCUACUAGUAGUAUGGUAGAGUUGAGCAACAAGGUCGAUGCAUGUCCUAUUAUGAUUGGUAAUGUUGAGCACUUGGCGGGUCUUUAUGUGCUGGAGAUGGUUCCUUACGAUGUAAUAUUAGGAAUGGACUGGCUAUCUUCUAAUUUUGUGCAAUUGGAUAGUGUUGACAAGACAAUCACUUUUGCAAAGCCGGGUCAAUCUAAGGUAGUGGUGCAGACUACAUCUCGAAGUCUGUUUGUUGAAGCUUUCCUUAGCCAUAUUGAGGGUGAAGUAGUAGAUAGUGAAUCUCUGCAUAUUGCGAGUAUACCAGUGGUGUCUGAUUUUGCGGAUUUGUUCCAAGAGGUUCCUGGAUUACCUUUAAGUAGGGAAGUAGAGUUCUGCAUCGAACUUCAACCAGGUACGAUACCAAUUGCUCGUGCUCCUUACAGAAUGGCUCCAAAGGAAAUGCAGGAGUUGAAGUCUCAGAUUGACCAGCUUUUAAGUCAAGGAUUUAUUCGACGUAUCUCUUCACCAUGGGGUUCUCCUGUUUUAUUUGUGAAAAAGAAAGAUGGUUCUUUAAGAUUGUGUGUUGACUAUCUGAACUGA
Molecule: messenger RNA, 972 nt
Organism: Papaver somniferum (opium poppy)
Lineage: Eukaryota; Viridiplantae; Streptophyta; Magnoliopsida; Ranunculales; Papaveraceae
Exons: 1
Coding region: 1-972 (323 amino acids)
Source: RefSeq, a predicted model, not a curated record